AUGCAAGAUUUCCCACCACAGAAUAUUUCAUAUACAACUUUUAAGCUAAAUGGCUUUCUGGCUUUGGGAGAAUGGAGACCUAUAUUAUCCAUACCCUAUUUCAUUAUGUUUUUAUUGUCUUGUCUAUCAAACUCUAUUAUGAUAUAUUUAAUUGUAUCUCAGAAAACUCUGCACUCUCCAAUGUAUGUACUAAUAGGUUUUAUGAGUGUUGUGGACUUGUGUUGGCCAAUAUGUUUUGUACCAAGUUUGUUGCUCAACUUUUUAUUUGAAUGGAAUGGCAUUUCUCUAGUGAGCUGUUUACUACAAAUGUUUUGCAUUCAGCUUCUUGGUGCAUUUCAGUCUACUGUAUUGGUGUGGAUGGCUCUAGAUCGGUUCUUUGCUAUAUGCAGACCACUUUAUUAUCACAAACACAUGGAAUUCCACAGCUUUCUAAAAUGUAUUAUUGUGCCAGUCACUAGAAAUUUAUUACUGAAUAUCAUAAUGAUCUCUUUGGCUGGGAAAUUGAAUUUCUGUGCAAUAAAUGAGAUAGAUCACUGUUUUUGUGAACACAUGGGAUUGGUUCAGUUGGCAUGUGGAGAUAUUUCUAUUAAUAACCUAAUUGGCCUUGUAUCUACUUUUCUUAUACCAACAUCAGAUUUUCUUUUCAUUACUGCAUCAUAUAUAAUAAUAUUUGCUUCUGUCAUGAAAUCAGGAAAAUCCCACUUGAAGGCUCUCAAUACUUGUAUUACACAUAUUAUUGUCAUGACAGUUAAUUUAGCAUUUGCCUUGAUUGCAUUUAUGUCAUACAGAAUAAGAAAUAAUAUUUCUCCCGGUGUUCGUGUCUUUCUGAGUACAAUGUAUAUACUAUUCCCAAGUUGUUUUAAUCCAAUUAUUUAUGGAGUAAGAACAACUGAAAUAAGAAAACAGUUUCUUAAAUUCGUGAACAAUAUGAAAGUCUUACCACAGUAA
Molecule: messenger RNA, 948 nt
Organism: Ictalurus punctatus (channel catfish)
Lineage: Eukaryota; Metazoa; Chordata; Actinopteri; Siluriformes; Ictaluridae
Product: olfactory receptor 52K1-like
Exons: 1
Coding region: 1-948 (315 amino acids)
Biological process (GO): G protein-coupled receptor signaling pathway
Cellular component (GO): membrane
Molecular function (GO): olfactory receptor activity; G protein-coupled receptor activity
Source: RefSeq, a predicted model, not a curated record